Messenger RNA from Calypte anna (Anna's hummingbird), 2225 nucleotides. RefSeq names its product engulfment and cell motility 3 (gene ELMO3). The record is from RefSeq and is a predicted model, not a curated record. NCBI's taxonomy places the organism in Eukaryota, Metazoa, Chordata, Aves, Apodiformes, Trochilidae. Gene Ontology annotation, biological process: actin filament organization; cell motility.
CGUGCGGGGCGGGCGCGGUGCCGGCGGGGGAGCCAUGCCGCCGCCCAAGGACGUGGUGAAGAUCGCCAUCCAGAUGGUGGGAGCCAUCCCGCAGCUCAUCGAGCUCCAGCAGACCAAGCCCCUCGCCUCGGUGCUCAAGGACGUCUGCGAUGCGUGGAGUCUGCCCAACGCGGAGCGCUACGCCCUGCAGUACGCGGACGGGCGGCAGACAUACAUCACCGAGGCGAACCGCAGGGAGAUUAAGAACGGGAGCAUUUUACGGCUGGCCACCUCCCCGGACCAAGAAGCAGAGCAGUUAUACAACGGGAUUCAGAGCAGCAACUCAGAUGUGAAGACUGACUCACUGAAGAAGCUCGCAAGCCUCUCCCAGGAUGUCACCUUUGCUCAGGAGUUCAUCAGCAGGAAUGGCUUGAAGCAAAUCUUCUGGAUUGUGGAAGAGGGGAACACGACAGGGGAGAUGCUGGCUCACACCCUGAAGGCCUUCAUGGAGCUGAUGGAACAUGAUUUUGUUUCCUGGGAGACUCUUAGCCCAACCUUCAUCAAGAAGAUAGUCAGUUAUGUCAAUCUGAAUGUGGUGGAUGCAUCUGUCCAGCAGCUCUCCUUGUCUGUCUUGGAGAACAUGGUGCCUACCAGUCGCCUCCUCUUUGAGUUAGUCAAGAAGGAGGUGACACUGGAUCGUCUCCUCACCCACCUGCAGGUGACCAACUCCCAGCUGCAGCUGAAGGCCAUGGCCCUGCUCAUCGCGCUGCUGCUGGCAGCAACUGGUGCUGAGCGGCGGGACAUGAUGGACUACCUGAGGAGAAGAACAUCAGGCAGUUCAUCCACAAGAACAUCAUCCACAGCUCGGAGCCCCUGGGGGACGAUGGCUCAUUACCUCUACGUGCUGCAGUCCCUCAGCCUCAACCUCUGCGAGCGCCGCAUGAGGAGCUCCAUGGAUCCCUACUCACAGGAGCAGCGGGAGCUCCUCCAGUCCCUGCGCCAAAACGCCUUUGAGCCCGAGCCCGAGGCUCCUACCAGCACCGAGCGCCGCCGGUCCCUCUGUGCCAAGGAAUUCCGCAAGCUGGGAUUCAUGAACAACAGCAACCCAGCAGAGGACCUCCGCCGUGCCCCCCCAGGGCUGCUUGCCCUCGACAACAUGGUGUAUUUCUCCAGGAACACCCCCAGUGCCUACACCCGGUUUGUCCUUGAGAACAGCAGCCGGGAGGACAAACAUGAAUGUCCCUUCGCUCGAUGCAGCAUCCAGCUCACCCUGAUCCUCUGUGAGAUCCUGCACAUUGGAGAGCCAUGCUCGGAGACAGCUCAGGCCUUUUACCCUAUGUUCUUCGGGCAGGAUCAUUUCUUUGAAGAGCUCUUCUGCAUCUGCAUCCAGCUGGUGAACAAGACCUGGAAGGAGAUGCGUGCCACUCAGGAGGAUUUUGACAAGGUGCUGCAGGUGGUGCGGGAGCAGAUCACCAGGACCCUGUCCCUCAAACCCACCUCCCUCGAGCUCUUCAAGACCCGGGUGAACGCGCUGAACUACAGCGAGAUCCUGAAGCUGCGGCAGACGGAGCGGCUGCACCAGGAGGAGACGCUGGCCCUGCCCGUGCUGGAGCUGCGCGAGAGGCUGAAGCCGGAGCUGCUGGAGCUGAUCCGCCAGCAGCGGCUGCUGCACCUCUGCCAGGGCACCCUCUUCCGCAAGAUCAGCAGCCGCCGCAGGCAGGACAAGCUCUGGUACUGCCGCCUAUCACCUAACCACAAGGUGUUGCACUAUGGGGACGUGGAGGAGGGGGUGUGCUCUCCCCCAUCGAGAGCCUGCCAGAGAAAAGUAGGUGAUGGGCAGAAAGAAGAGGUUCCUGUGGCAGACAUGAAGAUGCUGCUGGUGGGGAAGGAGUGUCCACACACAAAGGAAAGAGCUCGGAAGCAGAACAAGGAUGUCCUGGAGCUGGCCUUCUCCAUGGUGUAUGACAUGGAGGAAUACUGCCUCAACUUCAUUGCCCCCACCCGCUACGAGUUCUGCCUCUGGACGGAUGGGCUGAACGUGCUCCUGGGCAAGGAGAUGACGAGUGAGCGGACACAGACAGACCUCGAUGUCCUGCUCUCCAUGGAGCUCAAGCUACGGCUCCUGGACCUGGAGCGCAUCAGCAUCCCAGACACCCCCCCUCCCAUCCCCAAACCCCCCAGCAACUUAAACUUCUGCUACGACUUCAGCCACGCAGAGCAGUGAGCUCCUCCCCGUGUCCAGUCCC